This is a messenger RNA of Pichia membranifaciens NRRL Y-2026, 2292 nucleotides long. RefSeq lists its product as hypothetical. The coding region runs from base 1 to 2292 and encodes 763 amino acids. Gene Ontology annotation, molecular function: glycerophospholipase activity; metal ion binding. Gene Ontology annotation, cellular component: cytoplasm. NCBI's taxonomy places the organism in Eukaryota, Fungi, Ascomycota, Pichiomycetes, Pichiales, Pichiaceae. The transcript has a single exon. The record is from RefSeq and is a predicted model, not a curated record.
AUGCUGGCUAAGGGGUUAAUGUUGCAGUAUGGAAUACUGAAAAAAUCAGUAUUCCUUGGCGCCAGAAGCUACAGCUCCUCCGCCUCUUUCACCGUGACAACCCAGGCGAAACCUACACGAGUUAGGUGGUUCUAUGCGACGGAUAUCCCGAACACAAAACCAUACCAUCCCAACUACAAGCUUGUGAAGAGACCUGCAAAAUUUCUUCCGUUUACCAGAGAAGAUUCUAAGCGUCUAGAGGACUCAUUUUAUAAGCUUUCGAAAGAAACCAAUAAGGAAACGUCUAAAUACAGACAUGUGAACGUAAAUGAGGAUGGUCUUUUCAGUGCUGAUUUGGUUACCAAAACAAUUAAGCCUACUUACUGGAUUGGCCCGACAUAUGAAAUUAGAAGAGGUAUCUGGUUUUUAGAUGAGAACCAACCCCUUCCAGAUUUGCUAAGUGAGCAAGUCGAGGAAAACUACAGAAAAUAUCGCCCGGAUCACUUUCUCGGUAAAGAGUUGGAAAAGGGAGAGAAGCACCAGAUACCGCCUAUUCAAUUGAAAUCAGAGAAGGACAUUUAUGAGAGUAAGCUGAAGAACGGUAUGAAAAGAAGAUGGCCAUUUCACGAAUUCGAUGAUUUAUCAGAUGCGCCAAAGAUUUUGCAGUUUAAGUCAGACAACCUCGCAUUAUUGGUGAACAAGGGACAAUUACUACCACAAUUUAUACUUGAAAACUUGGCUGGUUAUUCAAAUUCCGUCUUUGGUUUAUAUACAAUAACAAGAGGAUACGAAGAGAAGAUGAACCAGAGCAACGAGAAUCAAAACAAGAGAGGAAAAUCAUCCUCUGACAUAGAUAAAAAAUCUGAAGCGGACAGUAAGUUCGGCACUAUGCAAGAACUGGCUGAAAAGGAUACAAAAAUGGAAGAAGAUAUCAGUGAAGGAUUUAAGAACUCCUCUUCUGAGACUAAUCACAAAUUCCAGAAAUCCAUGGAGAACGAUUUCUCAAAUGCAAGUGUGAUCACCGAAAACAGCCAGGAUAGAGAGGUGGAACACCUCAUUCUUUGCGUCCAUGGGAUUGGCCAGUUCUUGAGCUCCAAAUACGCAUCGGUGAACUUUGCUCACGAUUGUAAUCAUAUGCGCCAGCUGCUAAAGACAGAAUUCGUUAAAAAAUCACACCAGUUUGCUCCUCUUGCGUAUGGUGAGGAGAAAAUUGGAAACGAUGCUAGAUUUAAAAACUGCAAGACACAAAUACUUCCUAUUGUUUGGAGAUACAGUAUCGAUUUCGGCUUGAACUACCUGUAUAACGAAUAUGGAAAGGACGGAGAAUACAGGUUGCCUAAGUUAUCCAAUUUGAACAUCGAUGCCGUGACACCAUUGAGAAACUUAACUGCUGAUGCGCUUCUCGACAUUCUUCUAUUUUACGAGCCGAAGUUUAAGGAAGAGAUUCUUGAAUGCGUGACAAAAUCUGCAAAUCAAAUAUAUGACAAAUAUCUCGCCAAUCAUCCAAACUUCAAAGGUAAGGUAUCUCUUAUUGGACAUUCCCUUGGAUCGUCCAUUGUGUUGGACAUUUUGUCUAGACAGCCAGACAAAAUUCCCACCGGCGCCGGCUUCAACGCCAAGGAACAUCUCAAGUUCGAUGUGGAGAACUUUUUCUCGUUAGGGUCUCCUAACGGGGUAUUCAAGUUUCUUGAAAGGAAAAAUGUGUAUCCCAGAUCAUUCAGGAGCAAGAGUGACAAGACCGACUACAAACUCGGGAGCGAGAGCGCCGGAACUGCAGUCUAUCCCAAGGUCAACAACUUGUACAACAUCUUCUACGCCACAGACCUCGUGGCUUACAGGCUCGAGCCCUUGAUCCACACUUCUAUGUCGAGGGUGAAGCCCAAGAACAUCAGGCCCAUCAACGAAGAGAACAUCAUCACCUCGAAAAUUAAAGACAUGUCUAAAUCCUCGUCAGACAUCCUGUCAAACAAGGUUGUCCGAACCAUCGUAGAAAACACCGCGACAUGGCAGGGGAGUCUCUCCACGGCAAACCUCUUUAACGGUAAAGAAAGCAUCAUAGAGACCAGCGAUUUGGUCAAAGACCUUAUGUUCGGACUGAACAAAAACGGCCGAGUAGACUACGUGCUUCCACAGGGUAUGUUUGACAUCGACAUGAUCAAUGCCGUCUACUCCCACAUCCAAUACUUUGACGAUGCAGACGUAGCCGACUUAAUAUUGAAUGAAUUGUGGAGGAAGCCUGAACCGAACAGGGACAUCAUCGGAGUACCCAACACUGCUCCGCAGCCGACAAACCCCGACCUAGACCACCUCUGA